Aspergillus bombycis is the source of this 975-nucleotide messenger RNA. RefSeq lists its product as uncharacterized. The coding region runs from base 1 to 975 and encodes 324 amino acids. The transcript has a single exon. The record is from RefSeq and is a predicted model, not a curated record. Gene Ontology annotation, molecular function: ubiquitin protein ligase activity. NCBI's taxonomy places the organism in Eukaryota, Fungi, Ascomycota, Eurotiomycetes, Eurotiales, Aspergillaceae.
AUGUCCCGACCCCCAGCAGAUAGACUUUUCAGUGAUGUUGCUGAUAUCAUCAACCUCCACCCUCGAGACGAGCCUUGGUGUGCUGGAUACGCCACCCCAUACGGACGUCGAUGCCACCAACGUAUCCCCGCUUCGGAUUGUACCGCUGCCUGUAGUCUCCUUGACCGGGCCACUGAGGAGUUCCAUAUCCGAAACUCCGUAUAUCAAUUCCUUCGGGAUUUGGCACCACUCGUCCUUUGCAAAAGUAGCCAUCAGAAUCAAGCACCCGAUCUAAUUGGCACCUGGGGCAGGCAGAUACAACACUUCCAGACCGAUGUCAGGGCGUUGCUGGAUUCACUAAUGUGGGAAGAGGAAAAUAGCACAGAUCUGCUGCAGAUGAUGGGGCGGACAGCUGCCGCUGUCAAAGACAUUCACUCUCAGCUUGCUCAACUGAGGGCCUCAACGGUGAGGCUAAGCACUAUUGGCACCCGGUUGACGAGUACCAGGAGAGCUACAAAUGCUGCCGUCCAGCGGGGAACGGAAGGAUACUCGUCCACACGGGUUGGUAAUACCUUACACACACUUGAGUCGCCAGCAAUGAGAGCUGAACCUAGAAGGAGCCAGCAUCCCGAUAUCACCGCAAUGCCAGGUCCAGGAAGACUUGGAUCCACGGGCUCUACAGGGUUUUCGGUAAUUCGUGGGCAGAUCGAAGGAGAGUGUGCCAUUUGCUUAAUGCUGUUAUCGGAGUCAGAACACUCGAACAACAAUAGUGAGGGCCCAAGCGGCGCCAAGGCUGGGAAUUAUAAGAGAAAUCAGACAAAGCAUUUGUUAGCCUCUAGCAGAUCCUGCCAAGGACCUGAUGAGUUACUUGUCUGGUGCAAGAAGCGAUGUGGUUCCAAUUUCCAUAAGUCUUGUAUGGACCAGUGGACAAACGCAUGCCAGAAGGAUGGCCGUCGAGCGAAUUGCCCUAUGUGCCGAUCAUCUUGGAAUACGUGA